Komagataella phaffii GS115 is the source of this 903-nucleotide messenger RNA. RefSeq lists its product as uncharacterized. The transcript has a single exon. Bases 1 to 903 code for a protein of 300 amino acids. Lineage: Eukaryota; Fungi; Ascomycota; Pichiomycetes; Pichiales; Pichiaceae. The record is from RefSeq and is a predicted model, not a curated record. Gene Ontology annotation, molecular function: RNA binding; structural constituent of ribosome. Gene Ontology annotation, biological process: maturation of LSU-rRNA from tricistronic rRNA transcript (SSU-rRNA, 5.8S rRNA, LSU-rRNA). Gene Ontology annotation, cellular component: cytosolic large ribosomal subunit.
AUGCUCCAACUCAUCGCGCCUGAUGAAAUUUUCUUUUUAAAUUUUCUUAGAGAAAAAGAAAAAAUUAUCCCUCCUAAUCAAUCGAUGUCUUCAACGCAAACAGAGACAGAAGUGCUCUUGAAAAAGAGAAAAAAUGACGAGGUAGCUCGUAUGGAAAAGGCUGAAUCUCUUCGCCAAGCAGAAGAAGAAAGACAAAUUCAGAAAAGAAAGAAACAGAAUACCUUUGUUCCCCCAGAAUAUUUAGCACUUAGGCAUUUGGCCUCCGAAAGAGAACAGCACAGAAUUGACAGAGUGCUGAAAGUGGAGAAAGAAUUGAAACAGAAGGCCAUUUCUUCUGACAAGACACAGCAAGAGCAAGAUCAAGGCAAACUGGUGUUUGUAGUGCGAGUUCAAGGUCCAAAAAGAGCACAUCUACCACAACAAGUGGACCUAAUUCUAAAACUUUUAAGAUUAACGGAAAUGAACACUGGAGUGUUUGUUCGGGAGACAUCCUCUGUUAUUCCACUAUUGAAGGUUAUCCGUGCUCAUGUAGUUAUCGGUGAACCAUCUUUAUACACAGUGCGAUCGCUGGUGCAGAAAAGAGCUAAGAUUACAAUUGAAGGAGAAAAUGGUCCACGAUCCGUUGAGUUAAACGAUAACAAUGUUAUUGAGGAUAAGCUGGGAGACUAUGGUAUUGUUUGUAUGGAGGAUAUUAUUCAUGAGAUAUUUUCUUUAGAGGAGAAUUUCAAAGUCGUUAACAAGUUUUUGAACCCAUUUCAACUGAGUCCCCCUGAGAGCGGAUGGGGUCCUGAGAGCAAGCUUAGAAAGUUAGUUGCUGAAGAGUCCAAGUCCAAGGUCUCCAAUUCCGGAAGGGCUGAACUCGAGUAUGUCGACAUUGAUAAGUAUAUUGAGGAGCAGAACUAG